AUGAAGCCAUCUGAGUCCCAGCGGCGUGGGGGCGAACAAAACUGGUGGGGUAGUGCCCCCCAGUACCAGUACAUGCCCUUUGAACACUGCACCAGCUACGGACUGCCCUCAGAAAAUGGGGGCCUCCAGCACAGGCCCCCGAGGGAUGCAGGGUCCCGUCCCAACGCCCACCCUACACAGAUUUACGGCCAUCACAGAGAGCAAUUCGCACACAAGGAGCAGGACGUGGAGAUGCCCGAGAAGAUGGGCUCCAGUGUGACCAUGGACAGCACAGAUGAGGACCACUAUUCUAAAUGUCAAGAUUGCAUCUACCGCCUGGGACGCGUGAUGAGGAGGAAGUUGGGGGAAGACUGGAUCUUUCUGGUGCUCCUGGGACUGCUUAUGGCUCUGGUUAGCUGGUGCAUGGACUAUGUUAGCGCCAAAACCCUUCAGGCCUACAAGUGGACCUACCGCCAGGUGCAGCCCAGCCUGCCGCUGCAGUUCCUGGUGUGGGUCACCUUCCCGCUGCUGCUCAUCCUCUUCAGCGCCCUCUUUUGCCACCUCAUCUCUCCCCAGGCUGUUGGCUCUGGGAUCCCUGAGAUGAAGACAAUACUUCGCGGGGUCAUCCUGAAGGAGUAUCUCACCAUCAAGGCCUUCGUGGCCAAGGUUGUGGCCCUGACUGCCGGGCUGGGCAGUGGCAUUCCUGUGGGGAAGGAGGGCCCUUUUGUCCACAUCGCCAGCAUCUGUGCUGCCGUCCUCAGCAAGUUUAUGUCUGUAUUCUCCGGGGUAUACGAGCAGCCAUACUAUUACACCGACAUGCUGACGGUGGGCUGCGCCGUGGGAGUCGGCUGCUGCUUUGGGACCCCGCUUGGAGGAGUGCUGUUCAGCAUCGAGGUCACCUCCACCUACUUUGCUGUGAGCAAUUACUGGCGAGGGUUCUUCGCAGCCACGUUCAGUGCCUUUGUGUUCCGCGUGCUGGCCGUGUGGAACAAGGAUGCUGACACCAUCACUGCCCUCUUCCGAACCAAUUUCCGGAUGGAUUUCCCCUUUGACCUGCAGGAGCUCCCAGCCUUUGCUGUCAUCGGGAUUUGCUGUGGGUUCCUGGGAGCUGUGUUUGUGUAUCUGCACCGCCAAGUCAUGCUCGGUGUCCGAAAGAACAAGGCCCUCAGCCAGUUUCUCGCUAAGCACCGCCUGCUGUAUCCUGGAAUUGUCACCUUUGUCAUCGCCUCCUUCACCUUCCCGCCAGGAAUGGGCCAGUUCAUGGCCGGAGAGCUGAUGCCUCGCGAAGCCAUCAGCACCCUGUUUGACAACAACACGUGGGUGAAAUACGUGGGGGACCCUGAGAGCCUGGGGCAGUCAGCUGUGUGGAUCCACCCUCAGGUCAACGUCGUCAUCAUCAUUUUCCUCUUCUUUGUCAUGAAGUUCUGGAUGUCCAUCGUGGCCACCACUAUGCCCAUACCAUGCGGAGGCUUCAUGCCUGUGUUUGUGCUAGGAGCUGCAUUUGGAAGGCUGGUAGGAGAGAUCAUGGCCAUGAUAUUUCCUGAUGGUAUCUUAUUUGAUGGACUCAUCUACAAGAUCCUACCUGGGGGCUAUGCAGUAAUCGGAGCUGCAGCGCUGACUGGUGCAGUGUCCCACACGGUCUCCACAGCUGUGAUUUGCUUCGAAUUAACGGGUCAGAUUGCUCACAUCCUACCCAUGAUGGUGGCUGUUAUCUUGGCCAACAUGGUGGCUCAGAGCCUGCAGCCCUCCCUUUAUGACAGCAUCAUCCAGGUCAAGAAACUACCCUACUUGCCUGACCUUGGUUGGAACCAGCUCAGCAAAUUUACGAUCUUUGUUGAAGACAUCAUGGUACGUGACGUGAAGUUUGUUUCAGCUUCUUGCACGUAUGGGGAGUUGCAAACCCUGCUCCAGACCACCACGGUCAAGACUUUGCCACUGGUUGAGUCAAAAGAUUCCAUGAUCCUGCUGGGCUCCGUGGAGCGGUCGGAGCUGCAGGCCCUCCUGCAGCGCCACCUGUGUCCUGAGCGGAGGCUGCGGGAAGCCCAGGACCUGGCCAGGAAGCUGUCUGAGCUGCCUUUCAACGGGAAGGCUCCGCGGGCUGGGGAGGGGCGCCAGGGCUCCGCGCCCCAGGGCCGACCCGAGUCCUUUGCCUUUGUGGAUGAGGAUGAAGAUGAAGACCUCUCUGGGAAACCCGAGCUGCCUCCUCUUCCUCCUCCUCACCCCUUUCCUACUGUUCCACUGCGCCCCGAAGAGCCCAACGGGCCCCUGCCCAGCCUCAAAGAGCAGCCAGAAGCUCCGGAGCCUGCAGGUCAAAGACGCUCCAUCUACCAGUUUCUGCUGUGCUGCUUACUGGGCAAAACUCACCCCACCAAGAAGAAAACCAGCCAGGAUCCAACGGAUUUGGUGGAUAACAUGUCACCUGAAGAGAUUGAGGCCUGGGAGCGGGAGCAGCUGAGCCAGCCUGUCUGCUUCGACUGCUGCUGCAUUGACCAGUCCCCGUUCCAGCUGGUGGAGCAGACGUCCCUGCACAAGAUCCACACGCUCUUCUCACUCCUUGGCCUCCACCUUGCCUAUGUGACCAGCAUGGGGAAGCUCCGGGGUGUGCUGGCCCUGGAGGAGCUACAGAAGGCCAUCGAGGGGCACACCAAGUCGGGGGUGCAGCUCCGCCCUCCCCUGGCCAGCUUCCGGAGCACAACUUCAACUCGGAAGACACCUGGGGGCCCGUUACCCCCUCCGGAGGGCUGGAGCUUCCCUGAGGAUGGGAUUGGGGCUGCUGAGCCCGAGGAUGUGGUUACUACCUCACCAGAGACCCCGAAGCUGCCCCCCACCCCAGAGCCCCCUCUUUCCCUGGCUCCAGCCAAGGCGGAAGGUGAGCUGGAGGAGCUGGAGCUGGACAGUCCGGGGCUGGAAGAGGAGCUGGCGGACAUCUUGCAGGGCCCCAGUCUGCGGUCCACUGAUGAGGAGGAGGAGGAGGAGGAACUGAUCCUCUGACCCGCCCCCAGGGACCACUCAUCAGACUGCCGAGAGGCCCAGGCCCCGGGGGUGGAUUUGUGUGGGAGACAGUAUGUCUUAGUGUUGGAGAGAUCGUGCCAAUAUCCUGGCCCCUCCUGAGAAUUUUAAUAUGUGACCAUGAUAGUCCGAGAGGAGGAGUCGGAAUUUGGGCAGAGACUAGCCUUGGUCAAUAAUUUAGGCCAU
Molossus molossus (Pallas's mastiff bat) is the source of this 3174-nucleotide messenger RNA. It is a transcript of the gene CLCN1, whose product is annotated as chloride voltage-gated channel 1. Gene Ontology annotation, molecular function: voltage-gated chloride channel activity. The record is from RefSeq and is a predicted model, not a curated record. Bases 1 to 2970 code for a protein of 989 amino acids. The transcript has 23 exons. Gene Ontology annotation, biological process: transmembrane transport; chloride transport. Gene Ontology annotation, cellular component: membrane. Lineage: Eukaryota; Metazoa; Chordata; Mammalia; Chiroptera; Molossidae.